AUGGCAGCACCGUGUUGGCUUGGGCGCAUCCCACUGGCAGUGUGGGCGGCCCUGCUGCUGCUGCUGGUGGCUCCCGGGUCGCCGUCAAACCCUGCCCUUAGGAAGAAGGUGUUAGCCGGGAAGGUCAGCCAGCUGAUGGACUGGACGCAGGCAAGCGGGGGCGUGAUCCCGAUGAACGACACCGCGUUCUAUCAUUUUGUCCUCCAGCCGCCCAGGAACUAUUCCGUGAUCGUGCUGUUCACGGCGCUGCGCGAGGCUCGGCGGUGCGACGCCUGCCAACGCGCCGCCAACGAAUUUCAGAUCCUGGCCUCCUCCCCGUGCUACUCCGAGGCCUUCAGCAAGAAGGUCUUCUUCGCUAUGGUAGAUUACGACGCGAACCCGGGGGCCUUUCAAAUGGUCCGCUUGGUGUCGGUCCCCAAUUUCCUCCACUUUGCCGCUAAAAGGGCAUUUGCCACAGAGGAUAGUUACAAUUCAGAAGUCAGGGAUUUCACCGCCAGGCAAAUAGCCGCGUGGAUCGCCCAGAGAACCCAGGUGCGCCCCAGGCUCAGGUGCGCCCCAGAGUCCGUCUCGGAGCUGCAUCUCUGCGGCCUGGGGGCCGUGGGCGCCGUGGGCGCCGGGCUGCUGUGCUUGGUGCGGAGAACCAGGGCGCUCGUUUCUAACAAAACCUUGUGGGCCGUCUUGGCGCUGUCUUUUGCGACGGUGAUGACGUCUGGUCAAAUGUGGGUUCAGAUCAGAGGAGCGCCCUUUUCUCAAAGGAAUCCUUGCACGGGGCAGGUGCACUACAUCGACCCGCAGAACCACGUCCAGUUCGCGGCUGAGACGUACCUGGUGGCCCUGUGUCAAGUGUGCAUUUCCCUGGGCGUGGUGUUCUUGGACGCAGCGGCCACCUCCAGGAGGCCCAUCGUCAAGAGAAAGAUGAUGUAUCUGAUCGGCGUGGGCCUCGUGGCGACGGUGGUCAGUUGGCUCCUCUCCCUCUUCAGACGGAAAGUCCCUGGGUAUCCGUACAGACUCCUGACGGAUUAG
Messenger RNA from Echinops telfairi (small Madagascar hedgehog), 1023 nucleotides. Its product is annotated as magnesium transporter protein 1-like. The record is from RefSeq and is a predicted model, not a curated record. Gene Ontology annotation, cellular component: oligosaccharyltransferase complex. Lineage: Eukaryota; Metazoa; Chordata; Mammalia; Afrosoricida; Tenrecidae. The transcript has a single exon. Bases 1 to 1023 code for a protein of 340 amino acids.